Juglans regia (Persian walnut) is the source of this 2757-nucleotide messenger RNA. RefSeq lists its product as uncharacterized. The record is from RefSeq and is a predicted model, not a curated record. The transcript is spliced from 4 exons. Bases 1 to 2757 code for a protein of 918 amino acids. Lineage: Eukaryota; Viridiplantae; Streptophyta; Magnoliopsida; Fagales; Juglandaceae.
AUGAUCCAGGAGAAAGGAAAUGGACCAACAUGGCAAUUCAUGGGCUUCUAUGGACAUCCUGACACAGGGAAGAGAGGCAGUAGUUGGCAACUACUUAAGAUGCUAAAACCCACCACUCCCAUAGCAUGGUUAUGUGCUGGAGACUUCAACGAGAUUCUUCAUCAGAGUGAUAAGAUGGGUGGUGCCAACAGACCAUAUAAACAGAUUGAGGACUUUAGACAAGCAGUGGAAUACUGUGGUCUCCCUGCCAUUCAUUCAUAUGGGCAAAGGUUUACUUGGUCAAAUAAUAGAAGUGGUAAUGACUUUACAAAGGAAAAAAUUGAUAGAGUUUUUGGCAAUAAAGAAUUGAAUGAUUUAUAUAGUCAUGGUGUCUGUAAUGUUCUUCCUGCCAUUAGAUCUGAUCACUCCCCCUUGUCAGUUAGUUUACACAAUACUUCUAAUGGGAGGAAGAAAAGAAGAUGGUGCUUUAGAUAUGAGAUGGCCUGGGAAGUAAAGGAAGAAUGUCUGAAGGUGGUGGGUGAGGCUUGGCAAAAUGCUGGUAUAACAAAUUGUCAGGCUAAAUCCUUAAGAACACAGCUUGAACUAUGCCAAAAGGGUCUCAUGACAUGGAGGCAAACUCUUAAGCAACAAGAGGAUCAAAUUAUAAAAAAUGCGACUCUAAAUAUUGGGCAUCUUCAGAAUUAUGGUACAGGCGAGCACGUGGCAGCUAUGAAACAAAUUCAAGAGGAGGUGGUUACUGCCAUUACAGCUAAUGAUAUGAAAUGGAAGCAAAGGGCAAAGCAACACUGGCUGAAACAUGGGGACAGAAACACUCAGUACUUCCACAUGCAAGCAAGCCAGAGAAAGAAGAUCAAUGCAGUCAAAAGCAUAGUGGAUUCACAAGGCAGGGUUGUCACUGACCAGUCUGAAAUUGGUGAGGGGUCGCUAGGCCCUGAUGGUUUUCCUGCCCAAUUCUACCAAAAAAACUGGGAGGUAGUGGGGGACCAAGUCUGUAAUUUUGCUCUUGAAUUCCUCAAUCAUGGUGGAUCUCUCAGUGAGGUUAAUGACACGUUUAUUACUCUUAUUCCCAAAGUUCAAAGCCCCACGAGAGUAGUGGAUUACAGACCCAUAAGCCUUUGUAAUGUUUUAUACAAGGUUGUGUCAAAAAGUAUGGCUAAUAGACUGAAACACAUACUGCCUCAAAUCAUUGCCCCUAAUCAGAGUGCCUUUGUGCCUGGAAGGCUCAUCUCUGAUAACACCUUGGUAGCCUAUGAGGUCCUCCACUCUAUGAACUCUAGAAUGAAAGGGAAGAAAGGAUUCAUGGCUUUAAAAUUGGACAUGAGUAAAGCUUAUGACAAGGUUGAGUGGAAUUUCAUUGAAGCAAUCAUGAUCAAAAUGGACUUUCCUGGUCACUGGAUCCAUAUCACAAAAGCUUGCCUCUCUUCUGUUUCCUAUUCAAUACUUGUCAAUGGAGAACCUCAGAAAAAUUUUGUACCUUCGAGAGGCCUUAGACAAGGAGACCCCUUGUCCCCCUACUUGUUUAUCCUUUGUGCUGAAGCCCUCUUUUCUCUCCUUAGACAUGCUGAGGCCUGUGGCAGUUUAACCCCUGUGGCUAUUGGCAGAGGUCCUGUUAAAGUAAACCACCUCUUCUUUGCUGAUGAUAGCCUUUUAUUCUGCCAAGCCAAGUAUGAGGAAAUUAAUUGUGUCCUCAAGAUCCUUGAGCUAUAUGAGAAAGGAUCAGGACAGGUUAUAAACAAGGACAAGUCUGCUAUCUAUUUUAGCAAGAACACUGCACUGAUGACCCAACAGCAGAUCAUGCAUCUAGCAGGGGUCCAAUCCACCUCCAAUUUUGAGAAAUACUUGGGUUUACCUUCUUUGGUGGGUAGGAAGAAGAUUGCCUCUUUCCACUCUUUAAUUGAUGGAACCUGGUCUUGGGUCUCUAAUUGGAGGACCAAAUUUCUCUCUGCAGCAGGAAAGGAAAUUUUGCUCAAAGCUGUGCUUCAAGCCAUUCCCACCUAUGCAAUGGGGAUGUUCCUUCUACCAGCUUCUAUAACAAGGAAACUAAACCAGAUACUAAGGAGGUUUUGGUGGGGUUUCAAUGAAGACUCUUCAAAAAUUCAAAGGGUCAAGUGGGAGCAACUUAGUGGCAGGAAGGAUAUGGGAGGGCUUGGAUUUCGAGAUCUAAGAUGUUUUAACAUUGCCUUACUCUCCAAACAGGGAUGGAGGAUCCUCCAAAAUCCUACAUCCCUAGUGGCACAAAUUCUAAAGCAAAAAUACUUCAAACAAGGAAAUUUGCUUGAUGCAAGGCUUGGAACUGGGCCUUCCUUUGCAUGGAGAGGAAUACAUGCUGGAUUAUCUCUAUGGAUACCCUCUUUACCUGAACAAAAAAUUGUGACUCCUCGAGAUGCUGACUGCUGGUGUAACAAAGUCAGUGACAUUAUUGAUCCUCAAUUGAAGAUAUGGCAGGAGUCUCUCAUAUCUGAACUAUUUUCUAUUCAGGAAAUAGAGGGCAUAAAAGCUAUACCCAUUAGCUUAGGAGGAAGAGAAGACAAACUUAUUUGGCAAUUCACUCCUAAUGGCAACUACACUGUUAAAAGUGGAUACUAUCUUGGCAAAGAAUUGGAAAGAGAGCAAAUAGGAGAGUCUUCAGAAUUGAUUGGCAAGCUUGAUUCAGAGGAGUUAAAUGAGGUAGCUGUUACAAUGAGGCUAAUAUGGGCGAGAAGAAAUGAUGUAUUACAUGGGAAAGCCUUCAAACACCCUCAAGAAAUCACUGCAUAG